AUGGAUAUUGAGCCAGAAGCGCGCCGCCUCUUCUCGAGCAUCGAGCAGAGCUUCUCCAAAACCGCCCUCGGCAACCAGCGAUGGUACCUCGUGGCCCUCACAGCACUGACCGGGGGAGGAAGUCCCCACCUCGCCGACCAACUGUACCUCUACCUCAUCCAACAAGCCCAGUACUCAACCUCGCCGUCCCGCCAAGCGCUCAUCCGCCGCCUCCGCGAAGACCUCGUCAAAGCCGUGUCCAUCAUCGGCGUGUGCCGGCCCAUCGAGGCCAUCGUCGCCAUCAGCAACGUCGAGCGCGAGGAGGACCGCGACUACAGCUGCUCGCGCGAGGGCUGGGCCUGCGACGACGCCAACCACCAGCGCGGCAUGGACUGGCUGCACAAGGUCUACAAGCAGAAUGUCAAUUUCAACCUCAACCUCUUCAACGCCCACAAGGACUUUGACUGGAUCUCAAAGGAGAUCACCUACGGUCUCUACCUGUCGGACCGCCAGGUGUUGGACGACAUCGACACCGAGCUGGUCGUCGUGUCGGGCAUCAUGAUACAGAACCUGAAGAAUGAGACGUGGUGGCACAUUCGCGGCACGAGGAGGCAGGGCGUCUCCAAGGAGGAUAUGCACGUUGUUUACGAUUGUAUCAAGGAGGUGGCGGCGUUUCUGCAGAUCAAACUGGACAGAGUGCCGACGGUCGACGAGGUCGAGCCCGACGUGUAG
This is a messenger RNA of Cyphellophora europaea CBS 101466, 711 nucleotides long. RefSeq lists its product as uncharacterized. NCBI's taxonomy places the organism in Eukaryota, Fungi, Ascomycota, Eurotiomycetes, Chaetothyriales, Cyphellophoraceae. Bases 1 to 711 code for a protein of 236 amino acids. The transcript has a single exon. The record is from RefSeq and is a predicted model, not a curated record.